This is a messenger RNA of Brassica oleracea var. oleracea, 1274 nucleotides long. Its product is annotated as metal tolerance protein B. Gene Ontology annotation, molecular function: zinc ion transmembrane transporter activity. The record is from RefSeq and is a predicted model, not a curated record. Gene Ontology annotation, cellular component: plasma membrane; vacuole. The transcript has 2 exons. Bases 130 to 1254 code for a protein of 374 amino acids. NCBI's taxonomy places the organism in Eukaryota, Viridiplantae, Streptophyta, Magnoliopsida, Brassicales, Brassicaceae. Gene Ontology annotation, biological process: zinc ion transmembrane transport.
UGAGACAUCUAUAAACUCUUUUAAGUUCCAUUUUCUUCUCUCCCCCGUAUUGCUGGAUCAUCAGUACUUUUUCUUCUCUUUGUUUCUUAGGAUUAUUAUGUCUUUUAUCUCUAACAAUAAGAUAAAUUCAUGACAUUCAAGAUUUCAUCAGAAGAAGACAAUAUCCCGUUCGCCUCUUCGUCUGAUUCUCAGCUUAUGGAAUUGGAACACAUCCGUAUCUCGAAACCCGACGAUGGCUGUGAAGAAACAGAGGAAGCCAUUCCUCUGUCUUGCGCCUUUACGAGGCAAGAACAUUGCGUUUCCGAGUCGAGAGAACGCGAAGAAUCGAUCCAAAGACUAACCAGCCUCAUCUGUAUUUAUCUGAUCGUUAUGUCGGUACAGAUCGUUGGAGGUUACAAGGCCAAUAGCCUCGCGGUGAUGACGGACGCUGCGCAUCUGCUGUCCGACGUGGCGGGUCUAUGUGUUUCUUUACUGGCGAUCAAGGUCUCGAGCUGGGAAGCGAAUCCUAGAAACUCGUUUGGGUUCAAACGUCUUGAGGUCUUAGCAGCUUUCUUGUCUGUUCAGCUCAUAUGGCUUGUCUCUGGAGUUAUAAUAUACGAAGCCAUUCAAAGACUUCUUACCAGAAGCAGAGAGGUUAAUGGUGAAAUCAUGUUUGGGAUCUCGGCUUUCGGGUUUUUCAUGAACUUGGUUAUGGUCAUUUGGUUAGGACACAACCAUAGCCACCACCACCAUAAUCAUCAUCAUCAACAUUCUCACGAGGAGGAAGAUGAGGAGAUGGAUCCUUUAAAAGGUGGUACUGAGGAGAAACCGUCGUCGAAGGCGAUGAACAUUAACAUACAAGGAGCUUAUCUACACGCGAUGGCGGAUAUGAUUCAGUCACUUGGUGUUAUGAUAGGUGGAGGCAUAAUUUGGGUGAAGCCCAAAUGGGUUUUGGUUGAUUUGAUAUGCACUCUUGUUUUCUCUGCCUUUGCUCUUGCUGCCACUCUUCCAAUGCUCAAGAACAUAUUUGGUAUACUAAUGGAGCGUGCACCGCGCGAUUUAGACAUAGAGAAGCUCGAGAGAGGGCUCAGGCGUAUCAGUGGAGUUAAGAUUGUUCAUGAUCUUCAUGUUUGGGAGAUAACAGUUGGGAGAAUUGUAUUGUCGUGCCAUAUCUUGCCCGAACCCGGAGCUAGUUCCUUAGAGAUUAUUCAUGAUGUAAGAAAUUUCUGUAGGAAAACUUGUGGGAUUCAUCAUGUAACAGUUCAGGUUGAAUAGCAAAAGAGAGUAAAUAUACA